Messenger RNA from Cordyceps militaris CM01, 1239 nucleotides. RefSeq lists its product as uncharacterized. The record is from RefSeq and is a predicted model, not a curated record. The transcript has 4 exons. Bases 1 to 1239 code for a protein of 412 amino acids. NCBI's taxonomy places the organism in Eukaryota, Fungi, Ascomycota, Sordariomycetes, Hypocreales, Cordycipitaceae.
AUGCAAAUUGGAUUCUGGCGCACACGCGGUGGACACUGGUCCAGUGGCCAAAGAGCCAAAAGAGCCAAAGAACAAGCACUUUUGGCCCUGCCGCCGCUGCCCACCCUCCCGACCAGCUUCUCCCAGCACGUCCGCGACACCGAGGUCCAGGUCCCGCCUCUGAUUGCCGGCGCCCUCGUCUCCGCCUUUGCCAACUCCCUCGCCGAUGGCCUUGAUAAUGCUCUCCUUACCCACUACUAUCUCGAAGACCAAAAAGUAAAAAUCAAUCUCGAUCGUGUCAUCGACCGCCUCAUAACCAGCUUUUGCGGCCAGAUCUGGGACGAACUCUACAAAUUCUACCACAGCGACGAGGCCGCCUCUCAGCCUACCAGUCAGGUCAUCCUCCUCUUCGAGGGUCCCAUCCGCCAGAUCAUCCUCAUUCUCAACGGUCCCGAAACUUCGCGUUGCGUCCUCGACCGCAUCGGCCCCAGCCUAUCCCAGCGCCCUGUCACAUGGUCCGCGAAUGCCGGCGGGAUUGACCUGCCUCUGGCCCUCCAGCUCGUCUGCGGCUUCUGGCAUCGCGAGUUCCCAGAUGUCUCUCCCGGCGGCUGUCCAGAGCAAAUCGCUCGCACCUUGCACUCUCUAAUAAUUGACGGCCAGGCCUCGAAACGCCUCAUCUCCGAUAUUGACCGCAUCCUCCUCUCCCCCAACUAUGUUCAAGUCCACAUGGCCGAGUCGGCCAUCUGGGACGUCAUUCGCAAAAGACCCUUUCCUCCACCCCCUGACGGCUAUCAGUUAGUCCAAUUCAAAUUCGACUGCCAGCUUUUCGGGCCUCUUGAUGGAAUUGGAGACCCCCAACUCGUCAAUCUCGGUUCCUUGCCCGCCAUUACGGGUACCGCCGGUAGCUGUGUCUACACUACCGUCGCCGAGUACAUUGAUAACCGGUGGCCCAAAUGUGGUCGCCUGCUCCUCAAGUGCCUCGAAGAAGCAGUCACCAACGCAUCCGCUUCACACCAAUCGGAUGAUCCCUUCCCAGGCAUGUCAGUAUGGGACAGCACUGACGAAGACUCCGUCUUUUGUCCCGGCCUGCGCCUCAUCCAUCUUGAGGUGGAAGACAAUUGCAUUCGCGUCAGCGCCUCGGCCUGGACGCACACGCUCAUUGAGAUUUUUCAGCAAAUGUGCUGGACCUGCGCCGCCCUCAGCUCAUCCCCCUUCCCAGGCGGCUCCCUGUCCGAAUGUGCCAUUGCCCCUAUCGCAUAA